UGUGCCUUCGUCAGUGACGUGCACUUCUCGGUUGGUCUGCAACACUUGCAGUCUUUUUAAUUUGUUAAUAAGUUUGGAAACUGUGUUGUAUGUUUGCUGUGUUUGCCAUGUUUCCUGUUAGUCCAUCGCAACCUUGCCACAGCUUCCUGAUCCAGGCAUGAGAAUGAUUUCAAUACAUUCUUCUCUUGUCAAAAGCGUUCUUAAAGGCUAUCUGGGGGGACAAAAUGAAAAUAUGAAAAAAAAAAAAUGUUUUUGGAAGACAUUUAGGUUAAAAAAAAAAAGGUUCAUUUCCCCCUUGUAUAAUUCUGCUUUGUUGCAUUGGACGUCUUUGUUUUGUUAUAUAAGGCGUUGGCUUUAUACUCCGUUAUAGGCAACUUUGCAUAAUAACAUCAUUAGUGCUUUUUUUCCCUACGGUGAAAUGAUCGAAUGCUUUAAUCAGAUUGCUGAAGACUCAGAGUGCCCUGUGGUGGUGUUCUCGGGUGCAGGGAAAAUCUUCACUGCAGUUUAUUUUGGAUACAGGCAGAGGAAGCUCAGCGAAAGCUUAAGAGACAGAAUGGAGAGGACCCAGCCCUGCCUCCAUUCUGCCCACUGUUUGCCAGCUUGGGAAACAUUCUGCAGUGUGACGUGCUGCUUGGCAUGCUGGGAGCUGUGCUGCAGUGGGCUAUGGAGCCCAGUGGAGGACACUGGUCUGAGUCCAUGCUGCAGAGGGUGCUGCACUUGAUAGGCAUGGCUCUGCUGGAGGAGCAGCAACAGCUAGAGAACAUUGGGGAUGACGAUGAAGUUACUUUCAACUUCACCCUCAAAAUCUCCCAUAAGUUUUGUACAUCAUCUCACACAAUAGAAAGUCUCAAGCCUGUAUCACAGGUCCCGGUGAAGCCCCCGGCAACACUCCAAGCAUCCUGGCUCUGUUAGAGGCCUUGCAGUGCGCGCUUCACUUGGAAGUGCAUAAAGACAUGAUUCGCUGGAUCCUUAAAGUGAAAUUACAUCUUGAUUAUGUUUGCAAUUUGCCUUACUCUCUCUAUGCGUGCACCUAAUAUGUCCACCAGGUGGCAGCCUAGCAUGUUUUACAAUUCACUCACUGAAGGUAGGCGCAACAUACAAAAGAUGAGUGUUUUUACCAUGAAGUUUAAAGCAGUGCUGCAUCAAGACCUGUUUGAAAUCCAAGCAGUGCAACACCGCUCAAGGUGGCGUGGCCGGUAGGCAAAGCAGCACCUCUCACCACGGUGAAGCACAAAUGCUUCACUGUCACAAAGCGGUUUUGCUGCUGAUCAUCUGUAGGUGGCCCUAGGGGUGUUUUGAUGUGGAUUAUUGUGCGUGUUACUUAAAAGCUGUAUGUCAACAUGAAUAUUUAAAUGACAUGUAAGGAUUGCUUACUACACAAACUGAAUUUCCAUGCACUGUGAUGUGUGCAUUUUAUUUUCCAUAUAGUGAAAACUGUCAGGACACCUGCACCAGGCAGAACAUGUACAUAUAAAGGCCAUGGUGUAGGCCAAGGCUAAUGAUGUAUUGCAGUAUGUACUUUGAAGAGAAACAGGCAAAUUAAAUGUUAGUAAAAUUGUAAUGCAUCUUCAGUAUUUAAUGGUAUGGUGUGUGUGUAUAUACUUUUUAGUGCACAAAUGUGUUCUAUUGAACAUCUGCUUAGUUUUGCAAGACUUUGAUUGUGUGUGCAUGUAGUUCUAACUGCACUGCUGUAUCGUUUUCUUGUAAAAGUAUUUUCCUAAAUUAUGAGUCUUUUUCUACACACAUGGUGGUUAGCAUUAAAACGAUGCGUGAGUGCACAGCUGCUGCACCUCCCUGUGAAGGAACAGGGCACUGUCACAAGGAGACUGUGUGGGACAAAGACAAAGCAUAGAGAAAAAGGAAAGCUGAACUGUGCUGGAAAAAGACCAUGACUCAAACAUUAGAGAGCCAGAGUCAUUUUAUCAAUAAGUACAUAG
Molecule: messenger RNA, 1937 nt
Organism: Ictalurus punctatus (channel catfish)
Lineage: Eukaryota; Metazoa; Chordata; Actinopteri; Siluriformes; Ictaluridae
Product: E3 ubiquitin-protein ligase UBR2-like
Exons: 5
Coding region: 419-721 (100 amino acids)
Biological process (GO): ubiquitin-dependent protein catabolic process via the N-end rule pathway
Cellular component (GO): cytoplasm; ubiquitin ligase complex
Molecular function (GO): ubiquitin protein ligase activity
Source: RefSeq, a predicted model, not a curated record